Pseudo-nitzschia multistriata is the source of this 1902-nucleotide messenger RNA. The record is from the annotation of a GenBank genome assembly. NCBI's taxonomy places the organism in Eukaryota, Bacillariophyta, Bacillariophyceae, Bacillariales, Bacillariaceae.
AAUGUCGAUGAUAUCUUUCCGAAGAAAACAAGAGUACGAGUACACUGUGGUGCUGCCUGUAAUUUUAGAAGGAUGUUUAUUGUAGGUGAUAAACAUAGUCUUUCUGAUCGCCAAUCGUUACUCUGUUCUCUUUUCGCAUUUGUGGAUGCCUGAUAUUUAACAAGAAAAGUAGCCUUGAAGCGAUCAGCAGAAGAGGAUCGUCGACUAUGCCAAGCGAAUUCCGAGGGUUUGUCAAAGUUCGAAUUUUUUUAAUGCUCCACGCAUUUACUGCAUUUAAUCCGAGCCGAACAAGCUUGCGCCUGGCGUCGUCAAUGACGAUCCAAYCUCCAACGAGAAUCCUGCCGUAUAUUGCUCCGAGCUUCGCCCGACAUUUCAAAAAUCCACCGAAGUACCGUCUCCAACUUGCGAACCUACCAACUCYUUUGCACGAUGUAUUGCUCCCAAAUUCUUGUGGGCGUCUUGCUGAUAGUGUCCUCCAACCGCUUCGUGAUCUGAACAUAGAACUUCUGGUAAAGAGAGAUGAUAUGACAGCAGGAGUUGAACUUGGAGGAAACAAGGUUCGAAAACUUGAAUUUUUGCUUGCUGAUGCGCUUGAUGGAGGGUAUGAUUCUGUCAUCACUAUUGGAGGAGAACAGAGCAAUCACUGCCGUGCCACGGUACGUACCUUUAGAUGAUUGCUAUUUCUGGGUGUGGUCCGAAAUAGAACUUUUCAAAASGAAUUGACGGUUUUAUUUGGUUUCUUUUAUCCUAGGCUACCGCAUGCCGUAUGGUUGGACUUGAGUCUCAUCUGAUCCUGCGAACAAAGAGAGCAAAUGAAGUAGAGAAGAACAAUGAAGAAGACUCCUUUGGAUACGUUGGAAAUAUUCUCUUCGAUCGAAUGGCGGGAGCAUCGAUACACACAUGUACACCGGGUGAGUAUGGACGUACAGGAAGCAAUGGACUCAUUGAUUUAUUGUGCAACGACCUUGAGUCUCGCGGCGGAGAAGAAAGCAAACAAACGAAGGUAUACAAAAUACCUGUUGGAGGAUCGAAUGGGUUGGGCACUUGGGGAUACAUUGAAGCUGUAGACGAAUUCGUGAAUCAAUUGGACAACGAAAAAGUGGAUCAUGUCGUAUUUGCUUGUGGAAGUGGAGGAACUGCUGCUGGCAUUGGUCUUGGUUUGUCGCUGGCCUACCUAGAAAAGAAAAACGUUGAAAGCACCCCAAAAAUACACGCUGUCGGCGUCUGUGACUACCCUGAUUAUUUUUACGGUACAAUCACUGAUAUCGCAAACGAGAUGGGAUUAGAARUGUCAUCGAUUUUUCCAGGAUCCCAAACGGGAGCUACAAACGAUGCAUCAAUAGAAGCAUUUGUUCGCGACCAUGUAACUGUCCAUCAAGGAAAGGGCCUUGGAUAUGCAUCAAGUACUUCGGAAGAACUUGACUUUAUAGUCAACUUCGCUUUAGAGACGGGGAUUUCACUAGAUCCCGUCUAUUCCGGCAAAGCGCUGUUUCAAUUCAUCAAUGAAGUAAAAGAGAAUCCGGAAGCGUAUAGGAAUAGCCGCGUUGUGUUUUGGCACACGGGUGGUGCACUUGGAAACUAUGAAAAGGUAGAAGCACUAAGUUCCAAACUAAGAUUGRUAUCAACCGUGGAAAGAAUGGAUGUUUACGGUAAGAAAAAAGAUAAAUAAUUGGUGCCCCACUGCGCUUUGCUUCAACAAGAUUAUCUACUAUCGGUAGAUGGGUUCUGCUGGGAUGUUAUUGAUCACAAAAAUAUAAACCUGGCAACGCUUAUCCAAAUAAAACAAAGCAGGUUCGAAUAAUUAUGCUGACUAGAUUCAUCAGUGCGAUAAAYGUGCUACGCGUGUGUGAAUCGGUAGAAAAAUCGAACAAGAUAACCUGCGAAUAAUUAAACUCGUCAUCG